Messenger RNA from Spodoptera littoralis (African cotton leafworm), 699 nucleotides. The record is from the annotation of a GenBank genome assembly. NCBI's taxonomy places the organism in Eukaryota, Metazoa, Arthropoda, Insecta, Lepidoptera, Noctuidae.
AUGAGCUUACAAACUGACUUUGGCCCCGAUUCAGGGGGCAGAGUUAAAGGUCUUGUGAUAGUAAAACCUAUAGUAUACGGUAAUGUAGCGCGAUACUUUGGCAAAAAGCGUGAAGAAGAUGGCCAUACACAUCAAUGGACGGUGUAUGUGAAGCCUUAUGCUAACGAGGAUAUGUCCACUUACAUCAAGAAGGUCCACUUUAAACUGCACGAGAGUUAUGCGAACCCCAACAGAGUAGUGACUAAACAACCAUAUGAGCUGACCGAGACAGGUUGGGGGGAGUUCGAGAUAGUUAUCAAGAUCUACUUCCACGAUCCAAAUGAACGACCUGUAGCACUAUACCAUAUUCUUAAGCUCUUCCAGUCGCCAGUUGCGGAUGGAACUCCGCCUGCAGUGGGUCGAGCACUGGUCAGUGAAUCCUAUGAAGAGAUAGUCUUCCAAGAACCGACACAGCUGAUGCAGCAUUUGCUGAACAGUGUCAAACCCAUCACUAAUGGACCCUGGACUCAUGAUACUGAUUUUGAAGAAAAGAAAGAAAAGACAUUACAAAAGAUAAUAGCCGCCCAAACUAAAGUCCGGAGUGAAAUAUCAGAACUAAAGGAGAAGUUACAUUUAGCUAAGGAAACCAUUAAUAAAUUCAAAGAUGAAAUUGCGAAACUACAGAAUAGCAGUGGAGGUGGCAUGUUGACCGGUGUAUAG